Messenger RNA from Ipomoea triloba (trilobed morning glory), 681 nucleotides. RefSeq lists its product as uncharacterized. The record is from RefSeq and is a predicted model, not a curated record. The coding region runs from base 1 to 681 and encodes 226 amino acids. The transcript has a single exon. Lineage: Eukaryota; Viridiplantae; Streptophyta; Magnoliopsida; Solanales; Convolvulaceae.
AUGGGUGAUUUUAACGACAUCAGAUGCCCUAGCGAGAAAAUUGGCCAUCAUCCUCAACCUUGCUGGCUUAUGGAUGGUUUCAAUUUUGCAAUUACUAGUUCCGGCAUAUCCGACCUCGAGAUUCAGGGCCAUAAGUUCACCUGGGAUAGAGGUAGAGGAACCCCUCACUGGGUUCAAGAAUGCCUUGAUCGUGUAUUGGCCUCCCAGCCAUGGCUUGAUCUGUUUGGCGAAGUAGUGGCUGAAUCUGCCAUCACUCCAGUAAGUGACCAUCUGCCCAUCUUUAUGCAUCUGAUUCCCACAGUCAAGGUCAGAAGAAAAUCCAAAUUCAAGUUCAAAAACCUUUGGAUUAAAGAAUCAGAAUGUAGAGCUCUCGUAGCAAACACUUGGGUUGCUUCUCGAGGUGCAGAUCUUAUCUCCAGGCUUGGAACUUGUAGUAAAGCCCUCUGGGAUUCGGGCAGGAAUCUAUCUAAGGAUUUUCAACCUAAUAUCAACCAAUGCCUCAAAGAUAUGGAUGCCCUCAGACAUCAAUCAGACAACAUUGGUUUGCUUGCUUUCUCUGCCACACAGAAGAAGUGUAUUCACUUGCUCCAUCAGCAGAACACCUAUUGGAAGCAAAGGGCGAAAGCAUUUUGGCACAAAAAUGGAUAUAUGAAUUCCAAUUUCUUCCACAAAUCAGUCUAA